Molecule: messenger RNA, 1032 nt
Organism: Artibeus jamaicensis (Jamaican fruit-eating bat)
Lineage: Eukaryota; Metazoa; Chordata; Mammalia; Chiroptera; Phyllostomidae
Product: olfactory receptor 1I1
Exons: 1
Coding region: 1-1032 (343 amino acids)
Biological process (GO): G protein-coupled receptor signaling pathway
Cellular component (GO): membrane
Molecular function (GO): olfactory receptor activity; G protein-coupled receptor activity
Source: RefSeq, a predicted model, not a curated record
AUGGCCUUGUUCGGGGAAGCGGAGACCCACCGAAACACAGAGAGGGAAGCUGGAAGGAUUCCAUGGACUUUCACGCGGCAGAACUGGGACUCUCAGGCUUAUGUCCCUUCCCUUUCCCGCCUCCCCCCGCCCCUUUUUGUUUUUCACAGUGGACGCAGGCUGCUCACGGAACCAGAAAUUCAAACCGCUGUCUCUGAAUUCCUCCUCCUGGGACUCUCAGAAAAGCCGGAGAAUCACACCCCCCUCUUUGGGCUGUUCCUCUCCAUGUACCUGGUCACCAUGUUGGGGAACCUGCUCAUCAUCCUGGCCGUCAGCUCAGACUCCCACCUCCACAUGCCCAUGUACUUCUUCUUCUCCAACCUGUUCCUCGUUGAUGCCUUUUUCUCGUCCACCACAGUCCCCAAGAUGCUGGCAAACCUCUGGUCCCAGAGCCGAGCCACCCCCUUUGCCGGCUGCCUUGCCCAGAUGCAUGCCUUCCACCUGUUUGGGACCAUGGACAGCUUCCUCCUGGCCGUGAUGGCCAUUGACCAGUUUGUGCCCAUCGUCUGCCCUCUGCGCUGCUCCGUCAUCAUGAGCCCCCGCAUCUGUGGGCUGCUGGUGGGUGGGCCAUGGCUGAUCACUAACCUCCAGUCCCUCGUACACACCUGUCUCAUGGCUCAACUGACCUUCUGCGCAGGCUCCGAAAUCCCCCACUUCUUCUGCGACCUCAUGCCCCUGCUGAAGCUCUCCUGCUCGGACACUCACACCAGCGAGCUGGCGAUCUUUGUUUUCAGCCUCCUCAUGGGCAUCAGCCCGCUCUCAUGCAACCCCCUCUCUUACACCUGCAUCUGCCGGGCGGUGUUCAAGAUCCCUUCAGCUCAGGGCAAGUGGAAAGCCUUCUCCACUUGUGGCUCCCACCUCACGGUGGUGUCACUCUUCUAUGGCACCAUCUUCGCCAUGUACUCGCAGCCCGCAUCUCUCACCUCCUCCCAGAGGGACAGGAAGGCAGCCCUGAGGAAGCUCCUCAGCAGACCCACCCCCUUUCAGCCCUAG